GUGCCCGAUACCUCCCACACAUGAAAACUGCCGAAGCAACAUCAAAUGCGGCAUGAACAACAGUCUUCCUCCAGGAUGGCGGGUGAGCAACAGUCAAGGUAGCUGGAGCGCCCCAAGUGCGCCGCAAAUAGAUAGGCACAUCGAGGAUGACGAUGGCGACGACGGAGGCCUGGACGAUGAAGCUUUGAGGCCUGACUCUCCAGGAUGGGAGGAUGUAGAAGAUGACACGGAGCCUACGAGCUUCAAGUGCCUGCUAUGUGAAGAUCACUUCGAGACUGUGCGGCAGAUGGUAGAUCAUGCCCAACAGAACCACGACUUCGACCUUGAUCUGAUAAGAACAUCCAACCAGCUCGACUUUUACAGCACAAUAAGGCUCAUUAACUACGUAAGGGAGCAGGUCCGUCUCGGCGCCAACGCGAUCGAGUACAGCCACCCUGCGGCGUGGGCAGACGAAAAGUAUCUGCAGCCGGUGCUGGAGGAUGAUGCCCUUCUGUACAGCAUUGAUGAGCUUGCAAAUCCUGAGAACCCAGAUGACCCGCUUGUGCAGCAGCAACAGGACGACGAGGAUGCCACGGCGGGAGGCGAGGGUUCGGGGCACAAAAUGCUGGCUGAGAGAGCUCUUCGCUAGUCUUUGUGAACAAGUCUCCGGC
This is a messenger RNA of Baudoinia panamericana UAMH 10762, 650 nucleotides long. RefSeq lists its product as uncharacterized. The record is from RefSeq and is a predicted model, not a curated record. The transcript has 2 exons. The coding region runs from base 53 to 628 and encodes 191 amino acids. NCBI's taxonomy places the organism in Eukaryota, Fungi, Ascomycota, Dothideomycetes, Mycosphaerellales, Teratosphaeriaceae.